This is a messenger RNA of Aplosporella prunicola CBS 121167, 1551 nucleotides long. RefSeq lists its product as uncharacterized. The transcript is spliced from 2 exons. Lineage: Eukaryota; Fungi; Ascomycota; Dothideomycetes; Botryosphaeriales; Aplosporellaceae. The annotation marks the transcript as partial. The record is from RefSeq and is a predicted model, not a curated record.
GGCCUUCUGAGCCUCUCCAACGAGCUUCUGCGCGAGAUCCUCGACCACAUCGAGGCCGAUCCGGAGAAACUCGUCAAUCUCGACCGCCGCGCCUAUCUCUCGCAGGAAAGCUUCAAGCCCCCGCCACUGCCGGCCCCGAACCAGGCCCAGGACGUCGGCCAUUUCCGCCUCACGUGUAAGAGGUUUUCCGAAUUAGGCGCCAUCCAUCAAUUUGCCCGCGUCACGACCCGAUUCUCGCGCAAGGGCUUCAAGCGGCUGGAGAACAUUGCGGGCCAACCCCAUCUUUCCCAGCAUGUCAAGAAGUUCAGUUACAUGGUGCCGUACUUCUACGUAGAGGGAAGAGAGCGCGUUCAGCAGCUUUUGCCGACCUUGCAGGAUAGUCUGGGCUUAUUGGAUGUGCGGCAUUUCGUACGGAAGAUCAACGAACAGAAAGAGUUGGUGGCAACGGGAGAAGACGAACGCGUAUUAAAGAAAGCCCUCUCGGCUUUUACCUCUCUGCAGCACGUUCAGAUCCUUCGAGUUCAAGACCAAGAGACGGGCGCGCUCAUAUCCUACAUCCGCCAACAUGACAACCUCAAUCAGUUUGUCGAGUUACGGUGGGAUCCGGCCUGUUCACACAGCGCCAAAACCAUUGGCGCCGCAUUGUUGGCCUCCAAAUCACCUUGCUCGCGGUUCUCGUCGCCAAUGCUCAGCCCGCAAAGCGCGAUCGUGCUGGCAGCGCAUCCGCCGCAGGCGUUUACCUCGUUAGCGGAGCGGCUGACAUGUCUGGAGCUGCAUUUUGAUGAUGGCUCGGACCUGGACGCCAAAAUGCGGGAACUCUCAGGCCUCUUUCACACCGUCUUUACAGCGGCCAAAAACAUGCAAGCAGUGCAUGUAGGAUUCCCCUCACACAGACCCCUGAGCUUGAGGCUAGAGGAAAUCUUCCACAAUGUACGCUGGGAUAAACUUCUGGCAUUUGGUAUUCAGGCUUGGAAACUGGAUGCAGACGAGAUCAUUGCUCUCGCCCAGCGGCAUCGGGAUCGUUUGAAGGGCCUUCGACUACGCGAUGUUCUUUUGAAGGAUGGCAGCAUGUGGAAGGACGUUCUGGCUUACCUGCGCGAUGACAUGUUCCGGCUAGACUGGGUAUCCCUGCGACGCAUCGGUUAUGCGAAACAUUUCGAUGAGCAGUGGGCCGUCGCCGGCGCCGAGGUUCCAGAUGAUCCACCCGGAGGCGCUAGCGAAAGCGACGACGAAAGCGAUAUCGACGACUGGGACCCGCACGCUGGAGCAGAUAUGGCUGGUUAUGACAGUUCACUCGGUGAAGAGACGGACCCUAGCGAUUCGGAAAACGAGCGUUCGGAUGACGACAACGGACCUGAAGAGGAGGGAAUGGACUUCCCAAUGAUCUCGCCUGAUACGCCGUCUUCCGUCCCCUGGUGCAAUUGUGGAAGAAAUUCGUUCCUCGAGAGCCCCGAAGCGCUGGGCGACGACGGAAUUUUCGUUUCCAAUGCGCAACGGAAAUUGUGGGAAAAGUGGGUUGUGAGGAGAUGUCCCGAGCACAGCGGGAAAUAG